AUGGUAAAACUUUGCUUCAUUUUACAAUGUAUUGUUUCAUCUGUGGUGAUCGAGAAUAGUAGAUCUAUCUCGAGUCCUCUAGCACCUUUUACCACAUAUAAACAUUCAAUUGAACUGCAGAAAGAUGUAGCUGAUCUCUGGUGGACAGUUGAUGACAAUGAACGAGAGAUUAUAUUCGAACUUCACAUUAAUACGACAGGCUGGAUUGCAUUAGGUAUUAGUCCAGCGGGUGGCAUGAACGGUGCUGAUAUCGGUGUAGGAUGGGUCGAUCAGAUCGGCAGUGUAUAUUUUCAAGAUCGCUAUGCAUCUGCCAAUGGACGCCCUAUGUUCGAUAAUACUACGAUUGAUUGGUUUGUUGUUCAAGGUCGUGAAGUGAGUGGAUGGACAGCCAUUCAAUUCAAACGUUUAUUAGAUACUUGUGACAACAUGGAUGUUCCCAUUAAGUCUGGCACUAAUAAUCUUAUUUUUGCUUAUGGCCUGGUCGAUCCUAUUCCAUCAGGUCCAAAUGGUGAAAUUUCUUAUCAUGAAAAUCGACGCGGUUCACGUACUCUUCCACUUCGAUCAUAUGCUGAUCCACCAUCAGAAGAUACAUUUUCUGGACUUGACUACUUUGAAUUUCGUUUGAAUAAUUAUGUGAUUCCAUCAACUGAUACAACUUAUCAUUGUAAAAUAUACAAAGCAUCAAGUAAUUAUUCAAUGAAACGACACGCUAUUGGUCAUAAAACAAUUGUUGAUUCGGCCAAUCGUGAUCUUGUUCAUCAUUUACUCAUGUAUGAAUGUGAUCCAACAACUCAAUUUGAUGACAAUAACUUGCCUGAUGGUUUAUGUAAUACAAUUUCUCAACAAAUAACACCAUGCGGAUCUAAUAUUGCAACUGGUUGGGCUGUCGGUGGUGACUAUAUGGUUCCAUUUCCAAAAGAAGCUGGCUAUCCAGUUGGAGGUGAUUUUCCCAUCAAAUAUUAUAUGGUUCAAAUGCACUAUGACAAUCCAAAUCUAUUUUCGAAUCGUACAGACAGUUCAGGUAUUCGCUUUUACAUCGGCAAAGAACUUCGUCAAUAUGAUCUUGGCUAUUUGACGUUGGGUACUGAUUCAAUUGCUGCUGCUCUAGCUAUUCCACCGAAAGUGGAGCGAUUUAUCGUCGAUUCGUACUGCUCAGCAAAUGUUACAAUGAAUUUUCCUGAGGAGGGUAUUACAGUUGUUUCUGCUUUUCCACAUACACAUUUUCAAGGUCGAACAGUAUGGACAAAAUUGAUUCGAAAUAAAACAGCUGUACAAUAUUUAUUCAAUGCAGAAGCAUAUAAUUUCAAUUACCAAUACGACAAUCGUUUACCAAAACCGAUUAAAUUAUAUAGAGGUGAUGAACUCGCUACAAGAUGUAUCUACAAUACUAUGGACAAGAAUACGAUCACUUUGGGUGGUGAAAGAACCAAAGAUGAAAUGUGUCUUCAUAUGAUGACAUACUAUCCUCGAAUGAACAAUAUGUAUGGUUGUACGAUGAGAAAUAAUCCAGAAACAUGGAGCUCAAUGAUGAACAUUUCUUUAUCGUCUUUCAAUUCUUCAAAGUUAAAAGAGUGGCUUCUUAAUCAAACAUGGACACCAGAACGAGCUGUUCAAUGGCAGGAAUUCUACAAUACAGCAUCUCGCGUACUUGUUUAUGGUGCAGCACCGAGUCGUCAGUACAACGUGAUUCCCAGCUUACCCAAAUAUCAAGAUUUCAAACCAGUUCCAUGUACCAAAGAUCAAACCAUCAAUCAAACUACGACGAUACCUGGUCAAACUACUUCUAGCCAAAGUACAACGACAAAUAAAGCUAGAUCUUAUAUUUCAACACUUCGUCGAAACGUACUUGUUUUCCUGAAUAUGAUUUUAAUUGUGAUGACCAUCAUAUUUGACUAA
Messenger RNA from Rotaria sp. Silwood1, 1896 nucleotides. Lineage: Eukaryota; Metazoa; Rotifera; Eurotatoria; Philodinida; Philodinidae. The record is from the annotation of a GenBank genome assembly.